Molecule: messenger RNA, 1432 nt
Organism: Pieris rapae (cabbage white)
Lineage: Eukaryota; Metazoa; Arthropoda; Insecta; Lepidoptera; Pieridae
Product: all trans-polyprenyl-diphosphate synthase PDSS2
Exons: 2
Coding region: 122-1321 (399 amino acids)
Biological process (GO): ubiquinone biosynthetic process; isoprenoid biosynthetic process
Cellular component (GO): transferase complex; mitochondrion
Molecular function (GO): prenyltransferase activity
Source: RefSeq, a predicted model, not a curated record
UAUAAAAUAUUUUCAAAGGUGAUCGAAGUUCGUACGAAGGCGCGUAAUUUGUUUUGAUAUAGAUUUACUUAAAAUAUGUGUAAAUAGUUUUAUAAAUUCAAGAUUUAUUAAAGAACUAGACAUGUCAUACACUAUGAUUAGGCUUUUACGUCGGACAGUAAUGUUAAAACCUCAUACGCGAUCUGAAAGUACGAUGACUAACCUCACCCAAGAAGAAUAUGUAUUUCGACCCCCUAUUGCUCAAUGGAGUAAAGUUAUUAAAGAAGCUGAGAAAAUUGUGGGAUAUCCAACAUCGUUUAUGAAUUUGAGAUGGUUGUUAAGUGAUGAAUUUGCUAAUUUGGCUAUGCAUCUACGCAAAAUUGUUGGGAGCAAUCAUCCAAUUAUGAAAACAGCUAAAACAGUCUUAUAUAAUGAACAUAAUAACUUACAACCUUGGGGUCUUAUAAUCCUACUGUUAUCAAAAUCUGUUGCUUCGAAAACAACUUCAUUUAAUGCCAAUCACAUUUCUGAACAACAAAGAAUGCUUGCUGAACUAACAGAAAUGAUAAGAACUGGGCAUUACAUUCAUAGAGGAUUGUUAAACAUACCUCCUGAAGAAAGAAAUGGGAAUAACGAUUCCCUGUUUGCAAACAAAAUUGCUAUACUCAUUGGAGAUUAUUUAUUAGUAACAGCGAAUGGUAUGCUUGCUAGGUUAAAAAAUCAAGAUUUGUCUUAUUUAAUAUCAACUGCAUUGCGAGAUUUAAGUGAAGGUGAAUUCUUUGGGCCUAGAGACGAACAAAAUAUGCCAAUACCAAGUAUACCCAACCAAAUCAAACCGGAUGACUUCAGAAUACAAUGUGAUACAUUACCAUUAGAAGUAAAGGAUGUGUUAGGGUCUCCAGUACGUGAGUGGACAUUACGAACAUUGUACAAUGGUGGUACUUUGUUUGGUCGAGGUUGUCAAGGGGCCAUGUUUCUAGCGAAACAAAGCAUUGAAGAAGAGCAAAGGGCAUUUUUGUUUGGUUGCCAUUUAUGCUUAGCAUGGCAAGCUGCAAGUGAUCUACAAAAAUUUUUGGACACCAAAGACGUGUUUUCUUUAGUUAGUGCACCCGUGUUGUUUGGUCUCUCUCAUUCCCCACAUUUACAUAUGCAAGUAAGUAAUAUAAAAAAUAUAAAUGAAGUGAAUUAUCACAAAUUAAAAGAAGAUAUAUUAAAUACAAAUGCUGUAGAACGCACAAAGUUAUUAUAUUCAGAACAUGCAGAUAAGGCAAAGCGUUAUGUUGAGUUUUUUGGUGACAAUGAAUCGGUAAGAACUAUCAAGAGUAUGAUAAAAAGUUCAUAGCAAAUAGAAGGUCUUAGCUGUAAUUAAUGGGAAAUUUUAAAGUAUGUUAUCAUUUUAAAGUAUUUUUAUCACAUAAGUACAAAAACUAUUUGUAUAUAUAUCCUAAUUGAU